Messenger RNA from Populus euphratica (Euphrates poplar), 2197 nucleotides. RefSeq names its product nucleobase-ascorbate transporter 2. Gene Ontology annotation, biological process: transmembrane transport. Gene Ontology annotation, cellular component: membrane. The coding region runs from base 351 to 1928 and encodes 525 amino acids. Lineage: Eukaryota; Viridiplantae; Streptophyta; Magnoliopsida; Malpighiales; Salicaceae. Gene Ontology annotation, molecular function: transmembrane transporter activity. The record is from RefSeq and is a predicted model, not a curated record. The transcript has 13 exons.
AAGAAAUGCAAGUUUAGUGCGCGGCAAGUGCAAGCUCUCUCUCUCAAUUUGUACUCUCUCUAUUUCUUUCUUUCUUGCUUGCCUUUCCAUCUCUCUCUCUCUUUAACCCUUUUUUGCUUUUGUCUUUCUUUCUUUCUUUUUUCAUUCUCAUCCAGUGAAUCAAACUGCAUUCCUUUGUUUCCCUGUGCUCUUAACUGGCUAGGACUCUCUUGAGAUCAUCAGUACUUGAGGGUGUUCCUUUCUUUCUCCCUAGCUUAUCUAUCGAUUCUUUGAUUCAUUUAGUGGAUACUCUUUUUGAGUUUUGAGCUUAAGGAGUAAAAACAAGGGUGGUUUUGAGGGGAUUAUAAACAAUGGCAGCUGAUCCAAAGCCAGAAGAGAUAAGUCACCCUCCAAUGGACCAACUUCAAGGCUUAGAGUACUGUAUCGAUUCUAACCCAUCUUGGGGAGAGUCUAUAGCUUUGGGUUUUCAGCAUUAUAUCUUGGCUUUAGGAACUGCUGUUAUGAUCCCUUCAUUUCUUGUUCCUUUGAUGGGUGGUAAUCAUGGUGAUAAAGUGAGGGUGGUGCAGACUCUGCUUUUUGUUGAAGGGAUCAACACACUUCUACAAACACUGUUUGGGACGCGUUUACCGACCGUAAUUGGAGGGUCUUAUGCCUUCAUGGUCCCCAUUGUGUCAAUAAUUCAUGACCCAUCUUUGACAAGCAUUCCUGAUGACCAUUUGAGAUUUCUUAGCACAAUGAGAGCAGUCCAAGGUGCUCUGAUAGUGUCAUCAAGUAUACAGAUAAUUCUAGGAUACAGUCAGCUAUGGGCCAUUUGUUCCAGGUUCUUCAGUCCAAUUGGAAUGGUUCCAGUCAUUGCAUUAGUAGGUUUUGGUCUGUUUGAUAGAGGCUUCCCUGUGACUGGACGGUGUGUAGAAAUUGGCAUCCCCAUGCUUAUACUGUUUAUAACCUGCUCCCAGUACUUGAAAGGUUUCCAGACAAAACAACUGCCAAUACUUGAGCGGUUUGCUCUCCUUAUAUCAAUCACAGUGAUAUGGGCAUAUGCACACCUCCUGACAGCCAGUGGUGCAUACAAACAUCGUCCAGAAAUCACCCAAAUUAACUGUCGAACUGAUAAAGCCUACCUCAUUUCUUCUGCUCCAUGGAUAAAGAUCCCAUAUCCUCUUCAAUGGGGUGCGCCCACCUUUGAUGCCGGUCAUUGUUUCGGAAUGAUGGCUGCUGUUUUUGUAUCAUUGAUUGAGUCAACUGGAGCAUACAAAGCUGCGUCACGCCUAGCAAGUGCCACCCCACCUCCAGCUCAUGUUCUUAGCCGUGGUAUUGGCUGGCAGGGCAUUGGGAUCUUAUUGGACGGACUAUUUGGAACAUUGACUGGCUCGACAGUGUCUGUAGAAAACAUCGGGUUGCUUGGAAGCACUCGUGUCGGAAGCCGCAGGGUUAUUCAAAUCUCAGCUGGUUUUAUGAUAUUCUUCUCUAUUUUAGGAAAAUUUGGAGCUUUAUUUGCAUCAAUACCCUUCCCUAUUUUUGGUGCUGUCUAUUGCGUGUUGUUUGGGUUGGUUGCUUCCGUGGGGUUGUCAUUUUUGCAAUUCACAAACAUGAACUCAAUGAGAAACCUUUUCAUCACUGGCGUUGCCUUCUUUCUUGGUUUGUCUGUCCCUGAAUACUUCAGAGAAUACACUUCCAAGGCCUAUCAUGGUCCUGCUCAUACCAGAGCUGGAUGGUUCAACGAUUUCCUCAACACUAUCUUCUUCUCAUCCCCAACUGUUGCACUGAUAGUCGCUGUUUUCUUAGACAACACACUUGACUACAAGGACAGUGCUAGAGAUAGAGGAAUGCCAUGGUGGGUCAAGUUUCGGACAUUCAAAGGGGACAGCAGGAAUGAAGAAUUCUACACCCUUCCUUUCAACCUUAAUCGUUUCUUCCCUCCAUCUUGAACUAACUUCAAUUCCAAAGAAAGAUGAUAGAGGAAAAACAUCAUUUCCAGAUCAGGAAUAUAUGUGGGGACCGGGUAUUACAACUAUAGUUAAGAAGAGUGAAACAAAAGAUCCAUGUGUUUUGCUUGCAGGGAAUGACUCCUUCCUGCUUUCUCCUCUCUCAUUUUCAUUGAUUUUGUUAUGACUUGGGUUGGUCAGUUUAUUACAACAAAACUAAUUUAUUACCAAAUUAACGGUGUGAUUUUUGGAGAAAUUAAAUAUUCGAAUCU